Molecule: messenger RNA, 2448 nt
Organism: Chinchilla lanigera (long-tailed chinchilla)
Lineage: Eukaryota; Metazoa; Chordata; Mammalia; Rodentia; Chinchillidae
Exons: 2
Coding region: 1263-1889 (208 amino acids)
Source: RefSeq, a predicted model, not a curated record
AGAGAUGGGGCCGAGUUAGCAGCCGUCCCGGGGGCGCUCCUUGCUCCUAACACGGCAUUUUAGCACCCAGGCCCCUGGCUCUGCUUGGAGGCCCAUGCUGCCCAGUCUCCUGGGCCUCCGGCCUCUCCCACCCAGCGUACAGCAAUAACCCCUGCAAGCUGGGAGCUCCAGCUGCCACCGACUGCUCUGUGGCUCCUCCCCGGCUCCCGGGGCAAACUCAGGACCUCAGGCCCGAGCCGUCCUCUGCGGACCCUCGGGAUGGCCAGUGGCCAGCUCCAGGCUGCUCCCCAGGCACACUCGCCAGUAUCCCCAGCCCCGUGAGUGCUGCGCUACUCAUGCGGCCUCCUAAGCCGCUCCACCGAGUGAAGAGCCCCAGCAAAGGAGCAGUCUCCGACCCGGAGUUGCCUCUGCUCGUCAGUCGGGCCGGGUGGGGCAGAGGCCCCGGUGCGCAGUGCAGGGAGGACCCCACGCCCCUCCCCACUCAGCCUCGCUGCUGCGCCACCCCCGCGUGCCGCUCUCGCCCACCCACUGCGGGGGCCCAUGAGCUACGGGGCUGCCAACAUGUCUGGGCGCCUGCUAUCAAAGGGUGGCCCGGGGUGCCAGGCAGAGAAUGACAGAGGCCCAGGGUGGGGUCUGGGGGUAGGAUCUGGGGAGCCCCCUCUAUCCCCCUGUACAUCUUAGAGCCAGACUGUGUGACUCGCUGUGACACCCUCCAGCCUUAGCCUGAGAGUCAUACCCUGCCUGCAGCCCCACUCUGCUCUCCAGGUCCUGCAGCCCUCCCCUCCUGGAGGCAGGAGAGGGAUGGUGCAGGUGUGGGGAGACAAGCCUGGAGGGGCCACAGGAAGAAGGGCGGGCACAGCAGCAGCAGGGCUUGGAACAAACGUUGAUCCCGGGGGCUGAGAGCCAGCAGCAGCUCCCCUCUAGCCUAGGCCCUGUCUGCUCGGUGGAUCCCAGUCUCCAGGAUCAUCUGGCCCCAGAGGAGGGAAGGCUUUGCACCCAUCACGAUGGCCAACGUGAAUGCGCGGCCUAGAGGAGCAGCACAGGCACAAUCUCAGGCCUGCGGGCCAGGGCUGCACAAGCACACUGCUUCCCCCUGCCGCUGCCGCAGGGCUUUUUCUGUUUUUCUGUAGAUCAGCUUCCUCUACAACUACGCAAAGGCCUGCCAGAAGGGAUAGAAAACCCUGAGGCUCAACAAGGGCUGCAUUUGAGAAAAUCCCAGGGACAGGCUGGUCACGCCACCCCUUGGGUGCUGUGUGCGAGCCAUGAGGCAGGAGGCCCGAAGGCAGGACGCUGUGUGGCCGCGCUCAGCCCAUCAUCCCUGCUGCUCAGAUGUGAAGCAGAGGCUGCGGAGAAGGAGCCAGCCGAGGCGAGAGGAGGGAGCUGCUGCAGCGCUCUGCUGGCUGACCAGAAGGAAGCCUGCUGGACAAAGCAGCCCAGAAGAGGGGAGAGGACAGCAGACCACCAGGCACCUCCACUUCUGCAAGGCCUUCACAAGCCACCUGUGCCUGGCAGCAGGAGAGGGGACAGAGGUGCAGGCAGCAGGGGGUGAAAGGCCUGGCUCAGGGAACACUUGGGGUCCCAGGGGAGGCAGGGCCAACUGGGAGGGGCCAGAGGAACACAGAGACAACCGCAGGGCAGUGAGCGAGCAGUGCGGGACAUGUGCCGCGGACGGGCUGCACUUGGGCAUGGGGCCGGGCGAAGCACACGGAACGAUCUGGGAGAUGGCUGCUGGGGCAGCACGGCGCACGGGUCACAGGACGUCCACAGAUGCGGGCCCUUCCCAGCCUGAGGGAGGGUUAGGGAAAGAACCACACACUGUGGAGCUCGGUGCUGGCCACCAAGAGGGAAACGGAGCAACCUGGACAUCCAGAUUGGCGGGCUGGGGCUGAAUUGAGAAGUGAAGGCCCCAGGUGAGGGGGCAGAGAGGGAAGAAGGAGGGCGCAGAGGAAAGGUAGUUCCGGCGCCUUGGCUGGCGGAAGCAGCGAUGUUACACACUGACAGUGACAGCCUGGUGAAGCUCGAGAGUGUUACACUGGCCAGGGCGCUGAGGGCCGCCCGCGUGUGUCUUCUCACACCCACACGCAAGAGACGGGUGGGGAGCAGGGCCAAGUCAAACCUCUGUUCAGAGAAGACCGGGAGCACUGCAGGAAGCGCAAGUAUGGUGUCUGAGGCCAGAGGGUGGGUGCGGGCUGGCUGACCGGCCCUGCUGUGCGCCACUCUCUCGGUUUGGACGAUCUAGAAAAAGGCAGCACGAAGUGGUACAGCAGGGCCAGGCCAAGCCCUUCCCCGAGGGGCGCCUGCUCUGCGGCAGCACGGGCUGUCUGUCUGUCCCCACCCUCCACCACUCCCCAGGCAGACGUGGCCGCCCUGUCAGUAGGUGCACCUGCACGCGUCUACAACACUGCCCUUGCUUGGAAAGAGAGAGCCGCUCGCAGGGAAAGAAGACAG